Messenger RNA from Marchantia polymorpha subsp. ruderalis, 240 nucleotides. NCBI's taxonomy places the organism in Eukaryota, Viridiplantae, Streptophyta, Marchantiopsida, Marchantiales, Marchantiaceae. The record is from the annotation of a GenBank genome assembly.
AUGUGUACUCCCUAUUUAGUCCAUGGCUUUGACUCGAGCUCUAUUUUUUUAAAUCAUGACUCCACCAAACACCUCCUGGAUGAUCGAAGGAGACAUCAAAAGAUAAUUCGACAACAUCGAUCAUCACCUACUCGCGGGAUUCAUAGCAGAGUUGGUAAAGGAACAAAGGCUUCUUGGGCUUUAUUGGAAAUUGGUACGCGCUGGCUAUGUAAACCAUGGCGGAGUUUGGUGGAGUCAUGA